This is a messenger RNA of Guillardia theta CCMP2712, 744 nucleotides long. RefSeq lists its product as hypothetical. Bases 1 to 744 code for a protein of 247 amino acids. NCBI's taxonomy places the organism in Eukaryota, Cryptophyceae, Pyrenomonadales, Geminigeraceae. The record is from RefSeq and is a predicted model, not a curated record. The transcript has a single exon.
AUGGAUGAUACUAAAGAUAUUGACCUCGCUACAAUAUCGGAAUAUCAAGCGGACAUGUGCUUGACCUUUGACAAUGACAUCGAUCUUCAAACCAUCUUCAAGGACGUGGUCGUCAACCCCGCUCAGGAUGUAAGGAUAUUCGGAAAGCAUGGAGUCUCAUAUGAGGACCUCCAAGUCAUGAAGGAGGAGUACAUCUGCUUUGAAAUCACGGAGACGCCUGGCAAAAUCUUUGAAAAGCUGUUUCAGGUCAAUCGGCUGUACAAUGUAUUGAAGGGUGAGAUGAUUGGCGAAGACUCCAAGAUUGCGGCGAUAGGUUUGUUGACGAAUGGCAACAGAGAGGACUUUGAGGUGGUCAGUGGAUGUUUGAGCAGGUUCUUCUCUCUGGCCUCUGAUCACCAUGAAUUGACGUCGUUUGUGGAUCCUGGAAGCAUACCGUUUGUUUUGAUUUACACUCCGUACAGGAAUAUUUAUGGUGCUGUGCAAGAUCUGAAGGAGAAUGUGGACAGGAAGUUCGAUGAACUGAAGGAGGAUGUGGACACGAGGUUCAAUGAACUGAAGGAGGAUGUGGACACGAGGUUCAAUGAACUGCAGAGCAACGUAACCGCGUUGCAGAGCGACGUAACCGAGUUGAAGAGCGACGUAUCCGAGUUGAAGAGCGACGUAUCCGAGUUGAAGAGCGGCGUAUCUGCUUUGAAUGUUACGAUGGGUCUCGUACUGGAGCUUCUCAACAAAAAGCUCAAGUGA